Molecule: messenger RNA, 743 nt
Organism: Thalassophryne amazonica
Lineage: Eukaryota; Metazoa; Chordata; Actinopteri; Batrachoidiformes; Batrachoididae
Gene: trmt112
Product: tRNA methyltransferase subunit 11-2
Exons: 4
Coding region: 94-465 (123 amino acids)
Biological process (GO): rRNA (guanine-N7)-methylation; peptidyl-glutamine methylation; tRNA methylation
Molecular function (GO): protein heterodimerization activity
Source: RefSeq, a predicted model, not a curated record
GUUACUAGUGGUGGUUGUACGUGAAGUCGUCUGUGUACAUUUGUAAACUGCUGUGCAGUCGCUACUUUUCCCAUUUAUACAGCAUCGAUAAACAUGAAAUUGUUGACACACAACAUGUUGAUGUCUCAUGUGAAGGGAGUUGUCAAAGGAUACCCGCUUCUUAUCAAGGCCACUGAGGUUAAGGUGAAUGAGGUUGAAUUCAACCCUCAGUUUGUCAGUCGGAUGAUUCCCAAACUGGAGUGGAGUGCACUGGUACAGGCUGCAGAGGGGUUGGGUCAUCGGCAGGACCUCCCCACCGAGCUGGUUCAAGAUUAUGACAAAAAUGAAGAGUUUCUGAAGAAAGUGCACAGAGUGUUAUUAGAGGUGGAGGUGAUAGAGGGAUGUCUGCAGUGUCCUGAAUCAGGGCGUGAGUUCCCCAUCACCAGAGGGAUUCCCAACAUGCUGCUGAAUGAAGAUGAGGUUUAAACGACAGCAGCGCCUGUGGUUCUGACACAACCUCACCCAAGACUAUCACUCAAGUGGGACUGUGAGACAUGGGAUGUUGGACUCUGGGUUGAGUAGAUGCCAUGACAAGAGUUGGUUGCAGUUGCAGUUUAUUAUUUCUUUGUUGUACUUUGGAGCAAAGAGAGUUGAAGAAUAAUUGAUGGAAUUGUUUCCUCGGUGGUACCGCCAGUGGUUUUAUCUGUAUUUAUUUUUGUAUUAAAAUAAAUAAAUCAAUAAAAGGUUUUGAUCUGAUUUGCAUG